Molecule: messenger RNA, 4438 nt
Organism: Meriones unguiculatus (Mongolian gerbil)
Lineage: Eukaryota; Metazoa; Chordata; Mammalia; Rodentia; Muridae
Gene: Rrm2
Product: ribonucleotide reductase regulatory subunit M2
Exons: 11
Coding region: 1704-2876 (390 amino acids)
Biological process (GO): deoxyribonucleotide biosynthetic process
Cellular component (GO): cytosol
Molecular function (GO): ribonucleoside-diphosphate reductase activity, thioredoxin disulfide as acceptor
Source: RefSeq, a predicted model, not a curated record
GUGGGGAGGAGGGGUGGGACAGAGAGAGCGCCGCACGGGGCUUUCCCAGCGUCCCAGUGGCCUUUCCGUGAUGCUGGCCUGAUAGCCUGGCCCAGGAAGACUUUCCCUCCACCGCUGCUGGCCGGCAAGGAAGCUUCCUGCCUUUGGCCUCCUCUUCAGCCAGGAGCCGCUAAGACCCGUUCUCAGCAGCAAAGACGUGCCAAACCAGAGCGUUGGUUUUUCAUUAUUUUUCUAGAACAGCGGGGUUGUUAUUACAAGUGUUCAGCAAGAGAGAAUAAGGAAGCUAAAAGAAUCAGAGCAUCUUUAAAAAUAGCUUGCAAUUUGGGAAUUGCCUGACCAGCCAAAGAUCCGGACGUGUCCGACUCGGCAGGGCGUUUUCCAACCACUGUUUUGCAGGUGGUGCAUCUACUUAUCGCCUCCUUCCACCGCGUCCCCUUGGCCAAGGCGGAGGCCCUGCUGGUCAAUUCCCACCUGGGUUUCAGAGAUGCUGCAGCUGGAUUGCAUGCAGCCCCACUGGGAAGGGAAGGCGAGCCCUGGGCCAGAAGAAAAGUUCUAGAUGUUUCUGCCAAGUGCCGUUUGUACUUGCUCCUUUAAGACUGUCUCUGUAAGUCACCCCGAAAGAGAGACAGUAGCGGGCUCCCACCCAGGAGGCAGAGUGAGAGUAUGCAGGGGUGGGGGUACGGAACGGACACACGCCCCAGGACGGACUGGGGCAGGCACUCAGGUGAGAGAGAGCUCAGGAUAUUGCGGUGAAGCGGAGAGGAGGCUCUCACCCUGACUUAAACGUUUGUCCUAGGAGGAUCCCUGGUGCGUCCCUUCUGUCUACUUAGCUCUGGUAUCUUGGACCCCAGAGGGCAUAUCAGAGAGCAGCCAUCUACAAAACCAGAAGAAAACUGAGUUCCUGUCUCCACCCUCACCACAGGAAUUUUCAGAUUCGUCUUCCCACUAUUGGACGCCCAGGGCAGUCGUAAAAUGAAUGUAUGACUCCUCAUCAUCUCCUGAACUUUCUGGAAUUCUUGUUCGGUUUGCAACUUGUUUUGAAAGUGGGGCAGGGAGGACAAGGGGCCUGACAGAUGCGGCGGGGUGGAAAGCGGCACCCAAGGCCGCUUCCGCACCCCUUAGUGAGUGGGAAGGCUUGCGGCGGAUCGCAGGUUUUUUUUAAGGCCUCCCCACUCUUAAAUCUCACAGGGACGGUGCGAUUCCGAGUCCUAUGACUCGGGGGUCCCGAAUCUUUAGGGAACCAGGUCACAAGACUGGAGAAUGCGGGGCUCAGCCGCCCCUGGCCGGGUGCCCCGCACUCCUCAGACCGGGGACGCACAGACAGUCAAGGCGACGUGUCCCAGAGGUCCGCAGCCUUCCCCCACCCUCGGCACCGACCUCGGCGGCAACGCCCCGCGCCGCACGGUGCUUUGCCAAUCGCCGAGCCUCUCCCAGGCCCAAACGGUUCCGGCCCCGCGAGCGCCCGCGCGCUCCAGGGCGGCGCAGGCUCCGGGAAGGUCUUUGUGCGUAAAGGCCGGCGGCGCGACUCAAAUCUCCCGCGCUCGGCGGGGCCGGGCGCGUCCAAUGGGAGGCCGGACCACGCCCCCUCCGCAGCGCGCGGCUGGCCAGGCAUUUAAAGGACGCGGGCGCGGGGAACCCGCCAGUGCCCGGGUUCCAGCUGCCCCUCCGCCUCUCGCCAGUCUCCGCCGCCGCUCCCGCUCGCCAUGCUCUCCGUCCGCGUCCCGCUCGCCACCAUCGCUGACCAGCAGCAGCUGCAGCUGUCGCCGCUGAAGCGGCUCAGCCUGGCCGACAAGGAGAACACGCCCCCGACCCUCAGCGGGACCCGCGUCUUGGCCAGCAAGGCCGCGAGGAGAAUCUUCCAGGACCCCGCCGAGCUGGAAACUAAAGUACCCGCCAACCCCAGCGUUGAGGAUGAGCCGUUACUGAGAGAAAACCCCCGCCGCUUCGUUGUCUUUCCCAUCGAAUACCAUGAUAUCUGGCAGAUGUACAAGAAAGCCGAGGCCUCCUUCUGGACGGCUGAAGAGGUGGACCUUUCCAAGGAUAUUCAGCACUGGGAAGCUCUGAAACCCGACGAGAGACAUUUUAUAUCUCAUGUUCUGGCUUUCUUUGCGGCAAGUGAUGGCAUAGUCAAUGAAAACCUGGUGGAGCGAUUUAGCCAAGAAGUUCAAGUCACAGAGGCCCGUUGUUUCUAUGGCUUUCAAAUUGCCAUGGAAAACAUACACUCUGAAAUGUACAGUCUCCUUAUUGACACUUACAUUAAGGAUUCCAAAGAAAGAGAGUAUCUCUUCAAUGCUAUUGAAACCAUGCCCUGUGUGAAGAAAAAGGCCGACUGGGCCUUGCGUUGGAUUGGGGACAAGGAGGCUACGUAUGGAGAGCGUGUUGUGGCCUUUGCAGCGGUAGAAGGAAUCUUCUUCUCUGGCUCUUUUGCAUCGAUAUUCUGGCUCAAGAAGCGGGGGCUGAUGCCCGGCCUUACGUUUUCCAAUGAGCUUAUUAGCAGAGACGAGGGUUUACACUGUGACUUUGCCUGCCUGAUGUUCAAGCACUUGAUACACAAGCCAUCGGAGCAGAGAGUGAAAGAGAUAAUUGUCAACGCAGUUAGGAUCGAGCAGGAGUUCCUCACGGAGGCUUUGCCUGUGAACCUCAUUGGGAUGAAUUGCACUUUGAUGAAGCAGUACAUUGAAUUUGUGGCCGACAGGCUUAUGCUGGAGCUGGGAUUUAGCAAGAUUUUCAGGGUAGAAAAUCCAUUUGACUUCAUGGAAAAUAUUUCACUAGAAGGAAAGACAAACUUCUUUGAGAAGCGAGUAGGCGAGUACCAGAGGAUGGGUGUGAUGUCAAGUUCAACGGAGAAUUCUUUUACCUUGGAUGCUGACUUCUAAGUAAACUGAUCAUGUGCUCUUUGCUGAUUUUUCUCCCCUUACGAUUAAAGUCAGCGGGAACAACCAACUGGCUACACCAUGAAUUGUCAUUAAAUUUGUCAGCAGGUGUCUGAAAACUGUGUAGCUACCUCAGUCUGGCCUGCUUAUGCUAGGCGUGUCAUUGGAAAGGAUGAUUAAAACAAAGGUAUUUGCAUUCGUAGGGGAGGUCCUGUCCUUGGCUUUUACAAGCAGUGUCGGCACCACCUUUAACUUCGUCAAAACUCCAAAAGCAUUGGUCCAGGCUUUUUAUGAGAGGUGACCCUUAGCACCUUAGCAAGCAGGAUUAAACGUUUAGAUGCCACAAGGCUGUUUCAAGAAGUUGGCCUCACUCACUGCUUCCUGCAGACAUGGCAGCGUUUACUUAACAAGCUUGUAUAUGAAACUGGCACUUUGCACGCUAAGGUGGGGACGCUGGUUUACUUGGUUUCUAGGCCAAGCAGGAAGUGUUCCACUUACCACUGAUGGCCGUCCCUUCCGAGUCUAAGAGACUAAGUCGGGGUUGAAUAAGCAUGUCAUUUCCAGGCUUUGCUCCUUAGUGAAUUGAAAUGCUGCUUCUUCAGCUUUGAAGUCAGUCAGUCCUGUGCAAUCUCGGCAUUAGCUUGCUGGUGCCGUCAGGUACAGGGUGUGUCACCCGUAGACUGGGGCAUCCCCUGCUUCAAAAGUAUUUCAGCAUAGAGAACUCCAGCUUUGAAUCACUAGAAACUUAGCCAUGAUUCGGAACACUUGCCAGUUGGCCCUGCCUUUUAUGUAAAACAAAACAAAACAGUAUGUUUUGUGUUUGCGUCCCCCCCCCCAAGUUGUGCUUUGCCCAUUUCUAGUCAGUGCGGAGUCUUGAAAGGACUUCAUAGGACUUUUCUGUAGUGAGCACAGUUUUGCUCCCAUCAGUGGUAAAGUCAGGGCUGAAAUUGGAUAAGUUUGCAAAUGCUGGGAUAGUACUGUAAAUUCUGACAUUUGCCUAAAACAUGAGUGUCACGUGGUGGUUUAUUUAAGACGGUAUAACUGUAUCUCUGGCUUGGCUUGGAAACUGCUAUGUAGACCAGGUUAGCCUCAAACUUGCCUGUGUCUCCCAAAUACUGGGAUUAAGGUUUGUGCCAACAUACCUGGUGAAUUCCCAAACACCAAAUGUUCGUGUGUGUUCCAUUCAGACUCCUUUCAAACUGAAAUACAAGUCAAUAGAUACAGUGAAUAGCUAGUUCAAAUUAAUCUGCUUUUAUGUGCAUUAAUCUUUUUUUGUGUGUUUAGGGAAAAGAACAAAAGCUAUAAUUCACCUAGUGAGUUUGAGGCCAGCUGGGGGUACACAGGUGGGAUUGUCUUAAGCCAAAAUAAUAAAAGCAAGUGUGACCUGGACCGGCGAUGCCCAUUGCUUUCCAGCCUUGUUAACCGCUAUUAUAUCAGCCCUUCCCUGACUAGUUUAUUGUAUAGUUUUACAUAUUAUUUCUGUAAUAUGAGAUCCCAUUGUACCUCUUAAAUUAUUGUUACCUAAAGUUAAUAAACUCAAAGUCUCAAAUUUGCCUGGCACACAA